Coniophora puteana RWD-64-598 SS2 is the source of this 3858-nucleotide messenger RNA. RefSeq lists its product as uncharacterized. Gene Ontology annotation, cellular component: nuclear pore transmembrane ring. The coding region runs from base 1 to 3858 and encodes 1285 amino acids. NCBI's taxonomy places the organism in Eukaryota, Fungi, Basidiomycota, Agaricomycetes, Boletales, Coniophoraceae. The record is from RefSeq and is a predicted model, not a curated record. Gene Ontology annotation, biological process: protein import into nucleus; nuclear pore organization. The transcript has 14 exons. Gene Ontology annotation, molecular function: structural constituent of nuclear pore.
AUGUCGGACAAAAAGCAGCCUCUCAUCCCAGAGAGCUUCAUCGACGUGCCCACGCAGCGUCUCUACUACCUCAGUCUCGGUCUCCUACUCCAGGCUGCCAAGGUGUUUGACUUUCUCCAGAGCCUCGUUUCAGAGUCGACCUCUUACUACAGUCGAAAAUGGCUCGCAGUCGACUUCCUGUACAUAACAACUCUUUCCGCCCUUCGCAUACCGCGCCUUAGAUAUGCCAAAGCAGUCGUACUACUUCAGAUCUUUCUUCUUUGGUUCCUGGACGGUGUCAUGUUUGGAGGUAUCAGCUUCAACUGGCGGGAAACUAUGACCGGAGCAUCGCCCACAUUCUCAGGUCGACCGGAUUUGCCUUCCACUCCCGAACCUUUCAGACUUCUCGAGGUUCUCAACUCGGUUACUCUUGGCCUACUCCCAUUCUCGCUAGAAGGCUCUCAGAAAGACAAGCAUCUUCUCGGGCAGCACACAGUCCGCAUGUCACCUAUCAGCACCGCUCAACUCAACCCUGAUGCACAAACAUUCUGUUUGGCAUCUCCUUCUUCCAGUGUUCUCAUCCCUGUAGUUGUUAACAACACUGUUCCGACCAACAUCAGAUAUUCUUACGCGCCUCUUACGUACAUCGAAGGAAAACCUGGGACUGGGCGCAUUGAAUACGCGGACCUGAGUGCCAAGGAUAUCAAGGCGAUCGAGCAAGCUAGACAGGAAAGCCUACAGGUCGCACGAACAAACGUAGCAACUCGGGACGUUAAUGAUGACGACUACGACGAAUAUGACGACGACGAAUACGACGAAGGAGAUACGGACCCGCAAAGUCGCCUUCAGAAAACAGAAUCCCUGGCUCACAUACGCGUUACAAGACCAGGCACGAUCCGCCUCGAGCGAGUUCUGGACAGCUCGAAUACUGGGGCUCGGCUCUUUUAUCCUUCUGAGGUCACGGUAGCUCCUUGUCCAACUGCACAAUACCAGAAGCAGCCCGCCGCUGCGUCUGAAUACGUCCGCUGUGCCGGUGAUACCGCUAAGGACGUCGAGCUUAAAAUCGACAUUACCGGUGUGCCUCCUUUGAGUCUACGGUGGUCUAAGGACAUCAACGGGAAAAAGGAACAUUUCCUUGUUGAAGGGAUUGAAGAUCAGCAUGUGCACAAGCCCGAUGACUCCGAAAGCGAGCUCCACAGAGCCAAUUACGCUCCCCAAAGACUCGAGGUGCCCUUAUCGCCCACCUUGCAUACGCUUGGACGACACCUUUACGUUCUCGAGUCUAUUAUCGACGGGCUCGGCAACGUUGUGCAUCUGGACUCCUCGGAGUCGUAUGGACAUCAUGACGAUGAUAUCAACACCUCCAAAACCAGUCGCGUUCUAUCUGUCUUGCGUCGCCCCAAGGUCUCUUUCAAUCAAUGCCGCUCUGGCAUUCCUAUGUCGCUUCUAAUAGGAGAGAAAACCGACCUUCAUGUGUCAAUCAGUGAUGCAGACAAGUCGGAUGGUCCUUGGAACGUGGCGGUUAAAUAUGACCCCUCUGCGGAGGCCGGCAAGAAGGCACAGUCUUGGACGAAGUCGCUGCAAACGGGUCAUGGUGACAAGAAGUUGACACUGGCUGCCGAGGCGCCGGGCGAAUAUACAAUUCAAAGCAUCAAAGGAAAGUACUGUGAAGGAGACGUGUUAGAGCCAGAGAUAUGCAAAGUGGUCGAAAAACCCAGGCCCCGAGCUGAAAUCGAAUGGACCCGAAUCCAUGAAUGCUCUGGGGAUACUGGAGUUUUGGCGUCGUUGGUAUUCCACGGAACGGCACCUUUCCAGGUCUACUACCGCACGAAGCGCGACGAUCAAACUGCACGGGAGAUGGUCAAGACCUUUGCUAACUCGCGCGGAGAGUUGACCCUUCAACCUGAGCACAGCGGCCACUAUAGAUAUAAUUUCUUCCAGAUCAGUGAUGCGAACUACAAGAAGGUUGACUUGAGUGGGCCUAGCAUCGAACAAGUCGUACAUCCUCUUGCCACCGCCGAGUUCUCUGAUGUUGGUAGUUCUGGGCCCAGGAAGAAGAUCUCUGGGGGCUGCGAAGAGAAUAACGUGAACGUGAAAGUCGACCUGAGAGGAAGCGCCCCUUGGAACCUCGAGCUUCAAGUCAUUAGUCCAAGUAGCGCAGACACCAUCUCGAUAAAGAACAUAACUUCAUCCCCUGCAACAUUCCAAAUUCCUGUACCUGACCUAAUCAACAAGGAGGGUGGCGUAUUUGACAUUGACUUAGUUAAUAUCGAGGAUGCCAAUGGCUGCAAAAGGCCGGUGGUUGUCCCUGGUUUAUCGGUCAACGUUCGCAGAGUCAAGCCCACAGCUAAGUUCUAUGGUAAAGAGGGACAGAGACAAGUCACAGUACUGGAGAACGAGCGGGCCGAAUUGCCUUUGCGUCUCACAGGUGAAAAGCCGUGGAAAAUACGAUACCGGCUUCGCGACUCGUCAGGACGUAUCGAAACCGCCACACUCACUUCUCCCAAUGACCAUCUUCCUGUGCUGCAAAAGGGAACAUAUGAACUUGUCUAUGUACAAGAUGCACAAUGUCCCGGAGUGGUUGUUGAGGGCCAGGACACUUAUGACGUUGACUGGGUGCCCCGACCAUCCGCACGUCUUGCACCUGAAACCAAGGCGACAUAUGAGGCUUUCAAUCGUUCACAAAUCCUCGAUCCGAUUUGCCAGGGACGUGACGACCAUGUUGACCUUGAGCUGACAGGUCGUGCCCCCUUCCAGAUCAUGUACAAUAUCGCUAGAAACGACGAGCAUGGCGGCACCGCGGUUCUGGACCAGCCUACAUUCAGUAGCAUACAGCCCCGGACUCGCUUCCAGCUCCACACCUCGACGUCUGGACGGAAGUAUUAUGAAGUCAAGCAGAUCGGCGAUGCGGUGUACCCCCUUGCUCAACACAAGAAUGCAAUUGUCCCUCGGUCGGAACGGCUGCUCUUUGAGCAAGAAGUUCUUAUGCGACCCACCGCCGCAUUCAAAAGCGAUACUCGGAUGCAAUUCUGCCUCAACGAGGCGUUCACGUCACACAAUGGUGACGGCUACGUUCAGCUGCAAGGGACGCCGCCUUUCCAGGUCGAGUUUGCUGUAAAGAGUCUGGUAUCCAGCCAAGUGCACACGGAAACUGUCGAGGUGCCAGACAGGAUUUGGAAACUGGACCUCCCCAGCUACUCGUUCUCUUCCAUCGGGCCUCAUCGCGUGUCUAUCGUUUCGAUUCAGGAUGCCUCACACUGUGAACAAGCCGAGCUCGACCCUGAACGGCGCGCAAUCUGGGUCGACGUCGCUGAAGCACCUUCCAUUAUCCCCAUCGACCAGAGGGCCGACAUCUGCGUGGGCGAUGUCACUCGUUUCCAGCUCGAGGGUACUCCUCCGUGGUCUGUUGGAUACCGCAUCAAUGGGAAACCGUAUACUCAGGAUGCGAAGUCAUCUCCUUUCUCGCUACUGCAACAGCAGGCUGGAGAGUUCACCGUCACUUCAGUCGCACAUCAACACAAGCUCUGUAAAGCUACAGUUACCGACUUGCACUACAAUGUACAUGAGCUGCCCUCGGCACAGGUGGGUCAUGGAAAACGCGUGUACCAGGACAUCCACGAAGGUAGUGAUCAAGCCGAAAUUUUAUUCACGUUGAUUGGAGAGCCGCCAUUCACGUUCACAUACCAAAGGGCUGAAGCAAGCCCGAGAAAAGGUGGCAAACCAGGGAAAGUUCUGGAGACGCACACCGUGUCUGGAGUUACGACUAAUGAAUACUCAAUAUUCUCCGCUCUUGAAGGGACGUGGACUGUCACGUCUAUCACGGAUCGCCACUGUCGAUACCCACCAAAUCCUGCCGGGACUGGGGACAAGCAACGCUAA